This is a messenger RNA of Chionomys nivalis (European snow vole), 1463 nucleotides long. RefSeq names its product heterogeneous nuclear ribonucleoprotein A3-like. The record is from RefSeq and is a predicted model, not a curated record. The transcript has a single exon. NCBI's taxonomy places the organism in Eukaryota, Metazoa, Chordata, Mammalia, Rodentia, Cricetidae. The coding region runs from base 3 to 1076 and encodes 357 amino acids. Gene Ontology annotation, molecular function: RNA binding.
AAAUGGAGGGCCAUGAUCCAAAGGAACCAGAACAGUUGAGGAAACUGUUUAUUGGUGGUCUGAGCUUUGAAACCACAGAUGAUAGCUUAAGAGAACAUUUUGAGAAAUGGGGCACACUUACAGAUUGUGUGGUAAUGAGAGAUCCCCAAACAAAACGUUCCAGGGGCUUUGGUUUUGUGACCUACUCUUGUGUUGAAGAGGUGGAUGCUGCAAUGUGUGCUCGGCCACACAAAGUUGAUGGGCGUGUGGUGGAACCAAAGAGAGCCGUUUCUAGAGAGGAUUCUGUAAAGCCUGGUGCCCAUUUAACAGUGAAGAAAAUCUUUGUUGGUGGUAUUAAAGAGGAUACAGAAGAGUACAACCUGAGAGACUACUUUGAAAAGUAUGGCAAGAUUGAAACCAUAGAAGUUAUGGAAGACAGGCAGAGUGGGAAAAAGAGAGGAUUUGCUUUUGUGACUUUUGAUGACCAUGACACAGUUGAUAAAAUUGUUGUUCAGAAAUACCACACUAUUAAUGGGCAUAAUUGUGAAGUGAAAAAGGCCCUUUCUAAACAAGAGAUGCAGUCUGCUGGAUCACAGAGAGGCCGUGGAGGUGGAUCUGGCAAUUUUAUGGGUCGUGGAGGGAACUUUGGAGGUGGUGGAGGUAAUUUUGGUCGUGGUGGAAACUUUGGUGGAAGAGGAGGCUAUGGUGGUGGAGGUGGUGGCAGCAGAGGUAGUUAUGGAGGUGGUGAUGGUGGAUAUAAUGGAUUUGGAGGUGAUGGUGGCAACUAUGGUGGUGGUCCUGGUUACAGCAGUAGAGGAGGCUAUGGUGGUGGUGGACCAGGCUAUGGAAACCAAGGUGGUGGAUAUGGUGGUGGUGGAGGAGGAGGAUAUGACGGUUACAAUGAAGGAGGAAAUUUUGGUGGAGGUAACUAUGGUGGUGGGAACUAUAAUGACUUUGGAAAUUAUAGUGGACAACAGCAAUCAAAUUAUGGACCCAUGAAAGGGGGCAGUUUUGGUGGAAGAAGCUCAGGCAGUCCCUAUGGUGGUGGCUAUGGAUCAGGUGGUGGAAGUGGUGGAUAUGGUAGCAGAAGGUUUUAAAAAAAACAGCAGAAAAGGGCUACAGUUCUUAGCAGGAGAGAGAGCGAGGAGUUGUCAGGAAAGCUGCAGGUUACUUUGAGACAGUCGUCCUAAAUGCAUUAGAGGAACUGUAAAAAUCUGCCACAGAAGGAGCGAUGAUCCAUAGUCAGAAAAGUUACCGCAGCUUAAACAGGAGGCCCUUCUUGUUCAGGACUGUCAGAGCCACAGUUUGCAAAAAGUGCAGCUAUUGAUUAAUGCAAUGUAGUGUCAAUUAGAUGUACAUUCCUGAGGUCUUUUAUCUGUUGUAGCUUUGUCUUUCUUUUUCUUUUCAUUACAUCAGGUAUAUUGCCCUGUAAAUUGUGGUAGUGGUACCAGGAAUAAAAAAUUAAGGAAUUUUUAACUUUUCAA